Capsicum annuum is the source of this 399-nucleotide messenger RNA. RefSeq names its product tropinone reductase homolog At2g29260, chloroplastic-like. The transcript is spliced from 4 exons. Lineage: Eukaryota; Viridiplantae; Streptophyta; Magnoliopsida; Solanales; Solanaceae. Gene Ontology annotation, molecular function: oxidoreductase activity. The record is from RefSeq and is a predicted model, not a curated record. The coding region runs from base 1 to 399 and encodes 132 amino acids.
AUGGAAGCAGAUGGUAGCUUAGGUGGACUCUUCAAGGCAAUACUGUCAUUGUUACUGGAGGCACUCGAGGUAGAGCCGUCCCUGUGGAAAGCUAAAGGUUUUAAAGUGGGAGGGUCUGAGUGUGAUUUACUAUCAAGAUCUCAACAAGAAAAAUUUAUGGACACCGUUAGCAGUUAUUUUGAUGGAAAAAUAAACAUUCUUAAAAGUUCGAUAAAUAUUUUCUCUACAAAAAAAAAUGGGGCCAUGUCCACUUUUGCCCGUAUUUGUGCUGGUUUACCUUUGCUUUUGUACCUUUCAGGGGCAAUGAACCAAUUGACAAGGAGUUUGGCAUGUGAAUGGGCUAAGGACAAUAUUCGAGUUAAUGCAGUUGCAGCAUGGGUAAUCAAAACCUCUCAGUGA